GAUACGGGAAGACGGCUUGGUAAUCACUAUAUCCCAGACCUAAAAAUCCCGCGCCGGAGUAGACGUAUAACUAGAAUUAAGUCUAGCUAAUUAAUGAACCCAAAACUAAUUCCAAAUUGUUUCAGGCAUGAAGAGGUUGAACGAGAGCAAUCGGCAGGCAGACAGAGGUGGCCGCAGUCGCUCUCAAAGAGGGAGAAGCAACCAGCAGGCAGGUAGAGAUGGCCGCAGUCGCUCUCAGAGAGGCAGAAACCACCAGCAGGAAGACCGCCAAGUAGAUGUGUCAUCACAUCAACGUGGUGAACGACCGCCAAACGGCAACCAAUUAACCAGAGGGAAACCAGCCAGGAGAGAUGCCGCGCCACACGUUGAGGGUGAGAUGGGGCAAAAGGCUCGCUUGAGGAGGCUCAUGAGGAGAGCUCACCUUGCUAAAAUCCUCAAAUCUGGCCAGGCGGACCCCGAGCUUGCUUGGAAGCUAUGGAGAAAAGCUGCGACGGUCGAGGAGUUAAAGAAAUGGGGAGACCGGAAAACUCUACUCCCCCCGAUGCCCCCAGAACUCGAAGAAGAUGUAAAGAAGGUCGAGUCAGAGCCAGUCUCUGACAUUCAACCCGAACAUCAGGUUGCUACAUCUUCUCGAGGAGGACACCACUCACCGAUCCUACCACCUAGAGCAGACCCAUCUUCCCCAGUAACUGGACCGUCCUCAGUAGCUGAUCCAGUGCCUACAACUGUACCGAUACCGAAGCCUUUUACUCCCUCAGAUUAUCCCUCUCCGAACCCGUAUUUCUAUACACCUAUGACACCUGGCAGACCCUGUUUCCCAAGGCCAGUCACGGAGCCGUUACUACUCCUGAGGCCUAUUGCACCUGCACCUCUCACACCUCGGCCCAUAAGCCGAUACUUCGUGCCGAUUCUCCACCCUGUCCCGGCUAGAGGAGUCUGGAGACGUCUGGGACCUCCUGUGAACAUCCCAACAACCCGAGAGACGCCUGAACCGACUCAAAAUUUGGAGUCGACUCCUACCGUUGAAGUAAUCCAGCCGGCAGAACACCUAGACCAGGCAGAAGGGUUGGAGCCAGUUGUGUCUCAGAUGUCUUCACCAGGACAAGACAAGCCCGAGAUUUCGGAACAAGAGCUCGAGCCAGUUGUGUCUCAUAUGUCUUCCCCAGGACAAGACAAGCCCGAGACGACAGAACAAGAAGUCACGCCCAUUUCUGACUCUCGAGAGACUAACAAGUCUCCAACUGAUCCAGUCCAGUUACCAGCUGUGCCAGAAGGUUGGCAGGAUGAAGCCGCUGCCUUGCCAGGACCACUUCCGUUCCCAGAGAAUGCUAUCCCGGAACCAAUGAUAGAUCAGAGAAGGGAAGCUGCGAGACGGGAAGUCCUGGUUCGCCAACUGAGGCGCAGAAAGAAGAAGAAGAAAUCAAAGAAAAAUCGAGGACCACGCCAACUCCAGCCCGAUGACUAUGAGUCAAAUCCAAACUCACCGAAGGAACCUGACUCCGGGAAUGAAGAAGUCCCUAUUUUUGAUGACCGAGUACCUGAAGGACCCGAAAACGAGGACCUACUGGUACUCGACGACGAUGAGGGAUUCGAUGAGGAUGUACCUGACGAAUAAAUAAAUAACAUCUUCACUCCAAAUAAAGCUUUAUUCUUGGUCUAUUCCCUGAAGCUGCGAACAUCUGGGACCACCACGCCCUGGUGAACGUCUGGCAGGGGGGAAUGUCACGGGGCUCCUUCAUUAUCCGUUGAAGGUCCUCACCCUAGCCGCGGUUAGUUAUCGACGGAUCACUGGGCGCUGUGGUCUAGGAUGCUCGCGCAGUAACAAUAAAAAUUAACAUAAGUUCCGGGGCCUAGAAAAUAAGCGUUCCGCGGGUGGGGAUAAUUCCACACCAGGGGCAAGUGAAGUUGGCGCACCGAAAAGCGACAUUGUGAAGCCGGAGCCCGAGACACCAGCACGAGAUCUUGGAAAACAGAUUUAAUUCACCGUUGACUAAAUCCCGAGCUACGACGCAAUUAACCAGAUCCGAGAUACCUGAUAGAGCUGUGUAAUUUGGCGGACAAAAUUUGCCUAGACCGAAGGCCACAGAAACGACAACGGAAGCCGAAUUAAAAGAAAAGAAAUCGCCAAAAAUUUCUCAGGUACAGAAAAUUUAACCUCGGUAAAUUAUUGCGUCGCUCCCGGAAAUUCUAGGCACAGGCCAGGUUCCGUCUUCCAAUCACCCUACUUGAUUAAUUAAUUAAUUAUCCGAAUUCAAAU
Cotesia glomerata is the source of this 2257-nucleotide messenger RNA. Its product is annotated as proteoglycan 4-like. The record is from RefSeq and is a predicted model, not a curated record. The transcript is spliced from 2 exons. NCBI's taxonomy places the organism in Eukaryota, Metazoa, Arthropoda, Insecta, Hymenoptera, Braconidae. Bases 128 to 1615 code for a protein of 495 amino acids.